Molecule: messenger RNA, 2494 nt
Organism: Postia placenta MAD-698-R-SB12
Lineage: Eukaryota; Fungi; Basidiomycota; Agaricomycetes; Polyporales; Adustoporiaceae
Exons: 14
Coding region: 84-2009 (641 amino acids)
Biological process (GO): proteolysis
Cellular component (GO): cytosol
Molecular function (GO): zinc ion binding; epoxide hydrolase activity; aminopeptidase activity
Source: RefSeq, a predicted model, not a curated record
CAUCCUCCAACGAACCGAAGUGAAGAUAGCCUCAGAGACGGGCUGAUUGUUACCUGACGUCUCCAGUUGUAUAUCCUACCAGAAUGUCUCUCGAUCAGGACCUGACCACUCAAGCAAACUACGAGGAGAUCGCCUCGGAGCAUGUCGACCUCGACUGGGCGGUCGACUUUACGCAGCGAAUCAUCUCUGGUUCUGCCACGCACACGCUUGUCGUCAGGAAGCAGGGCGUAAAACACGUCAUAUUCGACACAAUCGGCCUCGAUGUCGAGAAGGCGCUGGUAGAGGGCCGGCCUGCUGAAUACAGCCUGGGAGCUGCACAUCCAGUCAUGGGCUCUGCAUUGCAGAUCCCUCUCCCUGCCACUCUGCAAGAGGGCGCAAAAAUAAAGGUCAUUGUCUUCUAUAAGACGACGAAGGACUGCAUGGCGCUUCAGUGGCUCGAGAAGGAGCAGACGCAGGGCAAAACAUUCCCGUAUCUGUUCAGCCAAUGCCAGCCGAUAUAUGCGCGCAGUCUCGCGCCAUUGCAGGACACGCCGGCAGUCAAGAUUACAUACGGGGCGAAGGUAUCCUCUGUGUUGCCGGUUCUCCUGUCCGCCAUCCGCGUCUCUCCCCCGUCUGACGGCCCUGCUCACGAUGGGAAGAUCAUUGGCAAGGAGACUGUUACGUACACGUACAAACAGCCCGUACCGAUCCCUUCAUACCUGAUCGCCAUCGCGGCAGGCAACGUGCGCUAUCUCCCGUGCCCCAAGGUCGACGGGAAGCAGUGGUCCGCCGGCGUAUGGGCGGAACCAGAAACGAUCGAAGCCGCAUACUGGGAAUUCGGGCAAGCCAUCAACAAGUUCGUCGUGACGGCAGAGACGAUUCUGCCGCCGUAUAGGUUCGGUGUAUACGACGUGCUGGUCCUCCCGCCGUCUUUCCCCUAUGGCGGCAUGGAGAACGCCUGUCUGACGUUCCUGACGCCCACGCUUCUUGUCGGGGACAGGUCCUUGGUCGACGUCGUGAUCCACGAGCUUUCGCAUUCCUGGUUCGGCAACGGUGUCACGCAAGCCAACUCGUCCCACUUCUGGCUCAACGAGGGCUGGACGACCUACAUGGAGCGCCUCAUCCUGCAGCUCGUGCACACCCCGGAGGAGCGCGGAUUCAGCUUCGUCAUCGGCGCAAAGUCCAUGUACGACGACCUCCAGCGCUACGUGGCGCAGCCGAAGUACCAGCGCCUGGUCAUCCCGUUCGAGAAGGGCGAGGACCCGGACGACGCGUACAGCAAGAUCCCGUACGAGAAGGGGGCCAACCUCCUGCUCCACCUCGAGCGGACCGUCGGCGGGCUGGAAGUCUUCCUUCCGUACGCGUAUGACUACGUCUCUACUUUCAUGGGCAGGAGCAUUACUACCGAGCAAUGGAAGGCCCACCUGUACGCCUAUUUCGAGAAGCACGGGGGCCAGAAGAAGAUCACGGCGCUGAACAGCAUCGACUGGAAUGCAUGGCUCAGCGGCGAAGGCACCGAGCUUCCGGUCAAGAUGGAGUAUGACUUGCAGCUCGCCGAACAGGCGUACGAGCUCGCGGCCAAGUGGGAUGCGUCCCGGUCUACCGCCGACGCCACCAAGCUUCCCUUCGCCUCUUCCGACCUCGAUGCCUUCGAUUCGAACCAAAAGGUCGCCUUUCUGGAACGCCUGCAGUCCUACCCAGCUCUUCCCGGGUCCCACGUCACCCUCCUCGGCAACCUGUACCAGCUCGCCGAGACCACGAACCCUGAGAUCCGCCUGCGCUUCUACGAGGUCGUCUUCCUUGACCCCACGUCUUCCGCUGCGACUGCGCUCGCGCCCGCGGCGGUGAAGUGGGUCGUUGGGAAGGACAGCACCGGCGUCGUGAAGGGCCGCAUGAAGUUCUGCCGGCCCGUGUUCAGGGACGUGAACAAGGUCGACCACGCACUUGCCGUGCAGGUGUUCACAUCGGCUAAGGACGAGUUCCAUCCUAUUGCCCGCCGGCUCAUCGAAAAGGAUCUCGGACUGGCGUAGCCGGAGAUGCAUGGUGCCGAAUCAACGAAUGAACGGGGUGAAGGCAGCUGGGUUACCCCGUGUCUCGCAGUCAAGAAGCGUGUACCAUAAGUGAAUACGAUAGUGCAACUAUGUACGAACAAUCCGCGUGCGUCUAAUAUGCCGUGAGCUACUUGAAGCCGCCCCAGAUGUCCCCAAAGGCAUCGUCCUUCUUUUGCAUACCAGGCAGCGGCGAGCCAAAUAUCUCGUUCCCGCCCGUGCUCGCACCUCCGGACGACCCCCACACAUCGCUGGUGGUGAAGAGAGACUGCUGCUGAACGGCUGGCUGUGCGGCCGGCGCGCCCCAUAUGUUGGGCUGUGCCGGAGCCUGUGGUGUCGUCCCCCAGCCCAUAGAGCCGCUGGCGGCGUGCCCGACCACGUUCGUUGACUGAGCUGCAGGCUGCGUCGCCUGCGAGUCCCAUGGGCUCCAUGCGGUCUGCGCUUGCGUGAGCUGACCGAACUGACCG